Messenger RNA from Leptosia nina, 2934 nucleotides. The record is from the annotation of a GenBank genome assembly. Lineage: Eukaryota; Metazoa; Arthropoda; Insecta; Lepidoptera; Pieridae.
AUGGUGACUAUGGAUGCUUCUAAAAUGACGAGUAAAACGAGUUCAUUAAAGGCUCUUAUACUGAAGGCUUGGCGUGAACGGUGGACGGAUAUACAGUGGGGAAUCAAUAUCAAGACAAUUCUACCGAGAGGAGUCAGUGGAGAUUUGUACAAUCUUGCUGACUGCAUUCUUCAACAAGCUAUGGUGGGAUGUGGAGCUAAUCAGUUAGUAAUAUCUUACUUGAAACAUUCCCUUGCCUCCCAUAUUGUGUCUUAUGCUGCAGUGCUCCAGAGAAUUGCUAAAUUUGACUCAUACCAUAAGCCAUACUGCGUCCUCAGCUUACUAGAAUUUUUGGAAAGUUUUAUUGACAAUGUAACAUGUAGAAGUAAAAUGGAGGAAGAAAUUCUUGCCAACGCAGUUUCAUCUAUUAUACUUUGGCUUUUACAAGUGUAUCACUAUUCAUUAAGCAAAUAUCCCUCAUCAAAUCCUAUUCAGAGUCAAGAACUUUUAGAGAAGUCAACAUCACUCUUAAAUUCAAUUGUGAGCUCUGAUUUCUUACUUGCUAUGUUUUAUUUAGCAAAACAGAAUGAUCCUGAAGAGUAUGCAGAGGUUACAAAGAAAUGUCAAGAGAUAACUGGGUUUAUGAUGAUGAACACACAAUUUAAAGCCCCACUUACUAUACAUGAUACUCUCCAAAAGAUAUGCAAUAUGGUUAUUGAUAAAAUAGCACCGUUAAAUAACAAACCAGACACAGUGUCCUAUUGUCUACAAGCAUUGGUUGCUGUUAAUGUUUUAGCAAAUCCUAGUGCAGACGUACAGCAGCUCUCAAAUCAGUUAAUAAUAAUACAAAGAAUAAAAUGCUUCAGCUUAUCGAGACUGUACUGUGAAUUAAUUAGAGCUUGCUUUAUUUCACUUAAUGAUGCUAGUAAAGAUGCAUUAAAGCAAGCAUUGUGGGCUGCUUUCACCUUCCUUAAAGUUCCACAAAUAAUUCAAUGCAUACAUAAUAUGUCUGGCACUCUGAGCAAAGAGGGAGAUUAUUCAGUAGAAGUAGUUGAGGCAUUUGAAAAACUACUACAAAGUACUCCUUUACUUGAUGUUGUUGAUGCCAGAAAUAGUUGCAACAGUGUUAUCUCAUUAUUAGAACCACUAGUGAAGCUUAAUCUUGUUAGUGAGAGCCAUUUAUCUUAUUUUAAUCAGAAGCGUGAAGUAAAAGAUUUAAAAUUACAAAAGUUAGAGCCAACCGGCCUACAAGGCCCUGUCCCAACAUUUAUCACCAGAGCAGAACCAACUCUAGCAGGCAUUCUAAAAACCAUGGGUGGUGAUUUUCAUAAGAUUCUUGAUUCAUUGUAUUCAAUGCUGUGUCAGAUAGUAGGAGGUACAACAUUAGAUACUAUUUUAGCUGUUGCAACAGUUGAAGGUAAACUGAAAUUGUUUGUGUCCCGUCUGAUAAAAUUUAAUGAAUUUGCUUUAGUUGCUGCUAGUGAAAAAGGAGCCCCUCAGUCCAGAGCAUACAUAUUUGACAUAACAUUCUUGAUUUUGUGCUCAAUAGUACAAGAGUAUGGCGCUAAUGUCGUUUUAGAAGAAAACGGUGAUUCAUUCUUUGAUAAAUGGGUUAGAGAUUUCAUGCCUCAGAAAGGUGCAUAUAAAUGCCCAAAUCAAAUCUUGCAAAAGUGUGAACAGCAACUAGUUGAUAUAUUUAUCCAUCACUUGAAUGAUUUUGAGUUUAAAAAUACUAAUCUAAAGCCACAUGACUUAUGUAUGAAUGUCAGUGGCGUUAUGAAAGAGGUUCUUUUUGCUUGGGAACAAGGUUCUCUUUCAACUGCAGAUGUCAAAAGGAUGUUAGAUUCUAUGAGACAGAAGAUGGCUUCAUUGGCUGUCUGUGGUUCAGUAUGGUUAUGCUCAUACAUAAAUGUAGUACAUCAAGAUGCUAUAGUAAAGCCUAUGAAUAUGGUGCAGCAAUUAGCUAAUCCCCCAAAUGAAGUUGAAUUAUCUCAAAGUGAUAACUUCAAAGAACGAGCUGUGUUGAUGUGUUCUAUAAUAAGGAAAAUGCAGUAUGAUGUACAUCCUCCUACUGUUCCCAAGACUAAGUCUAUCACUCUAUCUCAUUGCAUAGUUUCUUCUCAACCAAUUUUAGAACAGUUACACACUGUUUGGGAUGAUAUAAAAACAAGAGGGUACUUGCACAUUGAUGCUACUCACAUAGUUCAAAGUGUAUUAAAUACAGCUGGUCCCGUUUGGUUUGUGACUAAUCUUAUUAAGGAGACACUUAAAUUCAGACACCAAGAAGAUCUCGAUCGGUCAGUAGACAUUAUUCUAGCAAUAUUUCACUUAGAUAUAGAGAAGUGUACAGAAGCUCUAUUGCAACAUGUGCUACCACAAUACCUGUACAAUGCUAAACUAAUUGAAGAGUUGGUGGAACCUCAAUCUACGGUACUAGCAAAACUGUGUGUGUACUGUAUCUUUGCUGCUCUAGAACAAAGUAUGACAACGAAAACUCUUGGUUCUAGAAAGCGUAGGCACGAUGAUUCAGAUGACUUAGAUGCUAUAACGUCAAGUAAAUUACGAAGAUUAAAUGACAAUUCAUCUGAUAGUUCUGUCUAUCAUUCUCAAACACAGAGUUCAACAGGAAUCAUUAUAAAGGAGCCUCUGCAGUCAUCUUUAGAUAUGCUUUUUCAAACUUUUUCCCAAUUGGCUGGUAAAAAUGGCCAAGUUACCCCCCAAACACAGUUUAUUCUCCAAUUCUUGAUCUUUAUAAUUCAGUGUGGACAGGAUAGAGCACAGUUAAUUUUACAGAAAAUGCCAAGUGAAAUAGUCCCUGUGUUGGUUAAAGCGCUCCCAGACAGUUUUACUGUAGGCAUUAUUUUGAGAUUAUAUGACUUAACUACCCCUUACGGCAGGAAAGAUGCUGCCAGAGACUUAUGUUUGUUACGGAAUAUGCGAUUAAGACCUGAAUAA